Molecule: messenger RNA, 1074 nt
Organism: Purpureocillium lilacinum
Lineage: Eukaryota; Fungi; Ascomycota; Sordariomycetes; Hypocreales; Ophiocordycipitaceae
Source: RefSeq, a predicted model, not a curated record
AUGAAGGCCCACUUGUUCCACCUCUCUCCCCUGCUGGGCGUCGCCCUCGGCGCGGCGAUCCCAAACAACGACGGCUUCCCGGCCCCCAACGACCAGCAGAAGCUCGGCAUCGCGGUGCAGGCCGGUGGGCUGCUGCCCAACACCCCGCCGCCGACCUCCCUCGGCGCCGGCAGCGCCACCGCGUUCCAGCUCAUCGCCUUCAACGAGCUGUUCGAGACGGCCUACUUUGGCUCGCUCGUGCAGAAUAUUUCCGCCGGCGUGGAGGGCUACCAGGCUGAGAACAAGGACGAGCUGGUCAAGAUCUUUUCAACGGUCCUGGCUCAAGAAGAACAGCAUGCGUUGGCGGCAGUCUCGACGCUUCAGGGCGCGGGUGUAUUCGCCCCGUCAGCCUGCCAGUACCAGUUCCCCGUGUCGAACCUCAAGGACGCCGUCAACCUCGCCGAGACCUUCACCGCCGUGGUCCUCGGCGCGCUGCAGGGCGCAAACGUCCUCUUCGCCAAGGACGGCGCCCCAGGUCUCAUCCAGACCGUCUCGUCCGUCAUCGGCCAGGAGGGCGAGCAAAACGGCUACUACCGCGUCUUCCUCGACAAGGUGCCGUCCGAGUCGCCCUUCCUGACCGCGGUACCCGCGCCCUUUGCGUGGUCCGCGCUGCAGAUGUUUGUAGUGCCCGGCUCGUGCCCCUUCCCGCUCAGCAACAUCAACCUGCCCAUCUUCCCGCCCCUGAUGACCAACGGCGGUGCCGUCGCGGCGAUUGAGCCGCAGGACCAGGACCUUUCAUUUGCGGCUGAUUUGUCGAGCUCGGAUGCCGCCAAGCAAUACGUCGGAGGCGACGGCAGCAACCUGUACCUGACUUACACGACGGGGCAGCAGCUACCCAUCUCUGUCCCACUCAAGAAUGUGCAGUGGAGUGGAAAUCACAUUAGCUUCUCCGCCGAGUUCCCUUUCUCGAAGAACGUCAUGCAGGGCUUCAGCCACGCGGCGCUCACGACCAAGAACAGCUUCGAGAGUGCCGACGCGGUCGUCGAGGCUGCGCUGGCGGGACCCGGUGUCAUUCAGGUAAACAAUGCUCUGUGA